GACGUCCCUCCCCCUCCCGACCCAGCAGCUUCGGACCCAUGGCGGCCGCAAUGGCAACAGCGGGGUUGUUGGGGAUUUGCUCUCGGCGGUUGCUCGGAGCGGCACGGAGGGUGCCGGCCGCCGCUUCUCUCCGCUGGAGCUCCAGCACGACCGGAGCCGUAGUCGCCCCGCCGGCGGUGGAGAAACGGCCCCGAGCCCCGGAGGUCGACUGGCAAGAAGACCCAGAUAAAGAAGAUAUCAACCUCUAUGAGAAGAACCCAGACUCCCAUGGCUUUGAUGAAGACCCCUUCAUAGACCUCUGGAACAUGAGAGUCGUGUUCUUCUUUGGCGUCUCGAUUGCCAUUGUCCUAGGCUCUACCUUUGUGGCCUAUCUCCCUGACUACAAGAUGAAGGAAUGGGCCCGGAGGGAGGCAGAGCGACAGGUGAAGCUUAGGGAGGCCCAGGGCCUUCCUCUUAUGACUUCCAACUAUUUUGACCCCAGCAAGAUUAUUUUGCCUGAUGAUGAGGACUAGAGCAAACCCUGGCUGUGAAUAAAGCGAUUCUGAUUCUGUUGGUA
This is a messenger RNA of Vombatus ursinus (common wombat), 556 nucleotides long. It is a transcript of the gene NDUFB11, whose product is annotated as NADH:ubiquinone oxidoreductase subunit B11. The record is from RefSeq and is a predicted model, not a curated record. The transcript has 3 exons. NCBI's taxonomy places the organism in Eukaryota, Metazoa, Chordata, Mammalia, Diprotodontia, Vombatidae. Bases 39 to 512 code for a protein of 157 amino acids.